Molecule: messenger RNA, 741 nt
Organism: Trametes versicolor FP-101664 SS1
Lineage: Eukaryota; Fungi; Basidiomycota; Agaricomycetes; Polyporales; Polyporaceae
Exons: 1
Source: RefSeq, a predicted model, not a curated record
GGGAACUGUGGCCAAUCACUAUAGUGGGCAGGCCACAGGUGAGGCGGCCGUCGAAUGUCCGCGCGCAUGUCUAUGUCCGCUGGCAAUAGCGAGCACAACUCGCAGCUAGAAUAUCUGGCCAAAUGUUCUAGUGGCCGUCGACGAGUGUCGGAGGGCCGGUGUGCGCCCGCGAGGGGGCCUAGACACCGCAAGCCCGAGGCGUUCAAGGGGACGAAACGUCGAAGCCCGCGCAGCCCACCCCGCCGCCUAACGCACACGCAGAAGCCGGUCGGUGACGUACAGAAGCCCGCGCGCAGAACCUGAUCCCAGCACGUCCCCCGAGCAACUGUGGCACGCGAAGCCUCGUCUUACCUCCGAGCGGGCCAGCCUUCUCUACGCCCAUCCGAGUAUAACUCCGACUGCCAUGACGGCCCCAACCCCAACGGUUGUGUGGCAGGGCACGAACCACCGCUCCGGGGCGUGCACACUGCAGCGUCAUAACGUCCGGGAGCAGGUCACAACGCCGAUGCUGGGAGCAGCGCCGUCGCCGUGGCUGCCAUUGGACGGACACGGGUCGCGCCUCGUGGCUCGGAGCGCCCGCUCGUCCGCACGGAGCAGUCAGCGGACCCGCGCGUGUAGCGCAGGCGCGCCUCGGACACUGUCACAUUGUACGUGGACCGACGGCCUGGGCCAUGGCGAAGUGUGGCAUUGUGGUCUCUUUAGGUCGUGGGCAUGUUGGGGAGCGGUGGCCUGAUGUGUGCG